CGACGACUUCAUUCCUCAUUCCCCACCCCCAUCAUCCCAUGCCGGUCCCGAGUGCGGCCUCUUGCCACACGUGCAACCAUCCCACUUCUCAAGAGAAGCUUCUCACCACCACUCUGGACUCGCUUCAGCUGCCCCGUUCCCCUCCGGUUUCGGCUUGGGCGCGAUCUCUGGACCUCUGUACAGGGUCUUUUCUCGACAGCAUCAAACGCACAGAGCGCUCCUGACAUUCAUCGACAGAGCUUAGCGAUCGCUCGAGGCAUCAUCCCGGAAGCACACAAGCCGCCGCACCAGCUUCUUGUCGAGUAGGCGCCAUGUCGUACGCGCGCACGUCGGGAGGAGGUGACGUGGGAGAGCCGCCUUCUCCUGCGCCUCGACCGGCUUCAUCGUUGGGUGGAGAGCUGGCUUUUCGCCCACCGCCUCGACCGAGUCAACGUCGAGGAACAGGCACCACGCCAGGUCCCAAGGUGCGAAAAUCCAACGCAGAACUUGCAAGCAACGCCAUGAGUCCUCUUCCCCCCGCCAUGCCGAGGAGCGGAACGCUCACUGCAAACAUGUCUCGCAUGGCCACCGACGAGACUGCCGCGUGGACUCGGUCUGUAGCAGCUGGAAGCGAUGGGGAGGAGUAUUCGAGCGAUGCAGAGGGCCUCAUGGGCAGCGAAAACGUCUCGCCCAUGGAUAGCCCCACCACGUCCAGACAAGCAUUCUUGUCUCGCAACCCGGCACUCGUCAGUGGAACCGGCGGUGGCAGCUUCUCUGCCAGAGGAUCGCUGGAUCUAGCUCCGAGCAGCACGCAAGGCCCUACACCACGUCAGACUUCUCGUCGAGAGCGCAACAGAAACGCGCCCACGGGUAGCGGUGACCAGAGCCUGGUCAACGAGCUUCAGGCGAAUCUGGUCAAUGAGAUCAGGCGUCUCCAAGCGCUGCUACUCGAGCGCGAUGGCGAGAUCAGAAGAUUGACAGAGGAAAAGGAAGAGACGGACAAGGAGCUGGGACAGUGGAAACCUCGAGCAUUGGCUCUGAUUCAGGUCGAAGACAAACUCACCCAAGAGAAUUGGGAUCUCAAUGUUCAGCGCGACGAGCUCGAAGGCGAGCUGACCGAGCACAGAGGCGCGCUCAAAAAGUCCGAGGACGACCGAAUCAAGGUGACAAAGGAACGUGACGCGCUGCGCGGAGAAUCGGAGUCCCAAGUAGCAGAGCUUGAACAGCUUCACGAGGAAUUGAAAAAUCUGAACCAGUCGCGCGAAAAGGAGACUGCAACUGCGCGCCAGGAGAUGGCUGGCAUGGCGAGGCAAGUAAGCGAACUCAACCUGGCGCUCAGUAAGGCCAAAGAGGAUGGAGAUCGGCCAAACUUUAGCAGGAGCUUUAGUCGCAGCAUGCACCUUGGCAACGAGAGUCUGGAAGCGAGCACGGACGAGGAGAAUCUGCGCGAGGCUGCAUCGAACAAAAGGCGCGCUGCUUUGGAGAGCGGCAACGUCCCAGCAUCGCCUGGAAGCGCUUACGAAGAUGAGCUCGCCGCUGCGACCUCGCCACUGGCUGGUCGACUCAGCAAAGAUGGAAACGUUUCCGAGCUGCGCCAAAAGCUUGCCAUGGCUCACAAAAAAUCUUCAAAGGACACUCUCGACAAGCGUCGCUUGCGGGAGCAGAAUGAAGAGCUCCGACAAUUGCUCACCAAGGCUGGUCUCAAGGCACCCGGAGCUAGCGAUGUGGAGAGCAGCGACGAGGACGAUGCCGCGUUGUGGGACGAUCAGUCUGUCGAGCACAGCCCUUCGGCCAAGCGUGGCAAAGCGCGAGGCGUGCCCAAAAGCAGCACAGGUCGCAACAUUGCAUCUCGUCUUGGUAUCGGUCUUGGACGUCCUUCCAGAUCUGCACAUGACCAGACUGUCGAUGACGAAGAUGAGGCCGGACAAGUGGACGACGAAGUGGCGGAGAUGCCAGCAUCGUCGAGCUCCGGGCUCAGACGAAGCGCUCGUCGUGCCAAUGUUCCUCGAAAUGUCAGCUUUGGUACGGGAAGCCCUCUGGUCGAGACCGCGUACCUGCCUGGCGAAGACGAGCACGACGCUUCUUCUACUGGCCACUCAACAGAGCAAUGGCACGGCACAGAACGAGCAGACACGUCCGUCGUCGAUCCACUUCCGCGUCCUCCAUCCAUGGUCCUCGCCGGCGAGACGCUCGGAGACGAGCUCGAAGGCUUGGGUGACGAUGCUGAUCGCGCUGGCGGGACCUCCUUCAUCGGCGAUGAAUCUCUUGCUCGCGACCUGGCUUCUGCUCAGCAAGUCACACGCUCCGUCAGCGGACCGUUGCCUCCUGCUGCGGACGACAAGAACAUGCAGACUGAUGCGCAGUCCAGCGCGUUGGCCGACGAGCUCGCGAAGAAGGAACGCGAACACGCUGCAGUGGUGGAGGAGCACACGAAGACGCUCUCUGCUAUCCGCGACGCGCAUGCUCAGGCCCUCGAGCAGCGCGAUUCGGCCCUCGAAAAGCGCGAUCGAGAUCAUGCAGCCGCUGUGGCGGAGCAACUCGCUGCGCUUGCAGCUCUUCGCGAGGAACACGCCAAUACCCUCAAUCAGCGCGACACAGACCACAGCAAGCUCUUGGCGGAUCGUGAAAAUGCGCACAAAAGCGCGUUGAGCGAGCUGGUCGCUCAGCACGCCAAGGCGCUCGACGAGCGCGAAGCGGCUGCCGAGCGCGCUGUCGCUGACAAGGAAGAAGAGCACGUCAAAGUCCUGUCUGCUGCGUUGGCCAAGCAGAAUGAUACCCACAAGGUGGCUUCUGAAGAAGCGCGCACUCGACAUGCCAAGGCGCUCGCAGAGGAAGUCGCCAAGGGCGCACUGACGCUCAAGGCUGCUGAAGAAGCCCACCGCAAGCUGGUUUCUGAAACGAAAGACUCUCACAAACGCGCGAUUGACCGGCUUGAAGCGGACCACGACAAGGCGCUCAAGAGCAAAGAUGGCAAGCAUGCCAGCCAGAUCGAAGACCUCCAUUUGUCUCACGAUGCCUAUGUGCGAGACCUGGAGCAGGCAUUCAAUCGAAACCUUCGAGAGCGCGACGAGAUCAUUCGCAAAAGUCGCGAGGAAGUCGAGAAGAUGCGCGAGCGCUUGUCGACGCUCGAGAACGAGCUCGAGCGACUGCGCAGAGAGAUUCAGGCCAGCGCUGCAGCUAUUUUGGCAGCCGAGAGCGCCAAGCGCGAGCUUGAACAUUCAGCUGAGGAGACCAAAGCGGAGCUGGAAGAGGCACGGGCGAUCAUCGCCACUCACAAUGAAAAAGAAGACGAUGCAUUUGAAGAUGCCUCCGAGGCUCCUUCGCUCAGCCCCAAUCGUACCGCGCUCGAGCUGGACGACGGCAAGCAUGACGCAGCUGUCGCCAUGGACAGGAGCGGCACGGAACAGUCCACCCAGACCCAGAGCGAGGUCGACUCGCCCCCCACGCCUGCCGACAUUGAAGCCUUCCCAUCUCCGCCUGCUGCAAAGGCUCGCGAACUCAAAGAGUCUGCUGCACAAACGGAUCACGAGAUGUGGGCAAGGGUUCAAGAGACGCAACUCACACGAGCUGGUCUUCCCAUUCCCAACAACGUCUUGAUGCUCGGCGGCGGUGCUGCCCAUCAGCACGUGCGCGAUUCCGUCUCCACCUUUGGCGGCAACCGAGAUGGCACUCGUAUCGAUCCGACAUCCUCCACGAUGAUGUACACUGUGGGUGCUUUGACGCGUCAACAAGCUGCAGCUAGCGUUAGCAGUCGCCGUCCAUCCAUGGACUCGACCAUCUCAACCGAUGCUCGCUUUGCCAACCCCAACGAAGUCGCGUUGGGCCAGAUCCCGGAUCGCAGCAAGCCUCCAGUGAUGGAUGUGCCUCCUCCACCGAGCAUGCCUCCUCCUGCGAACCUUCCUAAUCGUCCCACUCCUCGAGGACGUACGUCCACUUCCAACAGUGCACAAGACAAGCCCCCAGCUCGCCCUACGUCGCCCCCUCCAGCCGAGCUGGUUGCUGCUGCUGGACGGCGAGGCAGUACUCUUCAGGUUCCGCCCGGAGAACGCGAUGCCCUACCGGCCCGCUCCGCAAGCCGCGCUUCGGGUUACAGCGGAGCAGCUUCGAGCAAUGCGAUGGCUAGCACGGACUCGACAAGCAGAGGGGCGCCCAACGGCCCUCAUUCGCGCAUCGCUUCCAACCAGCACUCGGCGCCGGGCGAUGCGGCGAGCGUGGCCAGUCGUCGAAGCCGCGUGUCUGCGUCGAACCUGGCUCAGCAGCAUUUGCGGGCACCAUCGGGAGGAUCUUUCCGCUCAGACGUGACUUCGAUGCUUAGUCCGCGGAUGUCUAUCGCUUCGUCCAGAGCCUCAGAAUACGUUGAUGCUCGGAACCCAGGUACUGGUGCAACAGGUCCAAGCAGCACCAAGGGCAUGCCUCCCGGUACGGACCCAGAGGUCAUUGCCGCCAUCACUCAAACGAUGAUUGGCAACUAUAUGCACAAGUAUGUCCGUCGUGGGCUAGGCAGGACGGGUCUAUCAGACAAGCGCCAUCAGAGGUACUUUUGGCUGCAUCCCUACACCAAGAUGCUGAGCUGGACAAUGACCGAUCCCGGAGGUAAAGGAGUGCAGGAAAGCACCUACAAGAGCGCAGUCAUCGAGGACAUUGAAGUGGUUGAGGACAACAACCCAAGUCCGCCUGGACUGUAUCACCUCAGCAUCAUCGUCAAGACUCCUGCUAGGGACAUGAAGAUUACCGCUCCUAAUCGCGAGCGACACGAAAUGUGGGUCUCUGCUCUGGGCUACUUGACCAGUCGAACGCAGCUGCAGGCCAACGCUGGUCUUGGUCGGGUGCAGAACGGAAGGGGCGGCGCGUCCACGCUCGCCAUGCAGCCUAACCGCGCAGACGAGGCGGAUCCUGAUCGGCCGGCUUCUAGACGCGAGCGAGUCAGCUCGAGCCGCGCUGCUUCGAUCACUUCUCGCCGUCUGCUCUCUCCUAGACGCAGCAUGGCCUCGCUUGGCGCGGGAGCACGUACGCGCUCGGAAAACAUCCUCGACACGGGGGACAACACCGAGACCACCCCUCGACCUCGCGCUGGUACGAUUGGUGCUUCGUCCAUUCUUAGCAACAAGCGACGCGAUACGGCAGCUCACGAAUACCUCUCGCAGUGGGGCGAGGUGGGAAGGAACAAUGGUCCAUCUAGUCCGUCUAGCUACGGCAAGUCAUCCCGCAAGAGUUUUGGCCACUCGCGCAAUCUCGCAUCUGAUCUUUACGGAGAAAGCUCUCAGUACAGACCAUCUUCGCGCACGAGUUACGCAGCGCCUGCGGAUCCUCGUCUGCAGACUGCCGAGCAGAUGCUGGAGGAGGAUCAAGAACGUGGAGGGUAUGAUGGGCUGGAAAAUGUCCGAGCCUGCUGCAACGGAGCUCACGAUGUGGGCGAGCUGGCGCAUCGCAAGUACAAGGAAGACUUGCGAAAGAAGAGGGAGAAGGAGUAUCGCGACCUUGCGCGCACGCACAGGGAAGCUAGCGGUACGGCCAGUAUCCGCUCUCGACACUCUAGGCAGGGCAGUCAAGGAAGCUCGGUUGCAGGUGGAGGCAUCAAGAGCUGGAGAGAUACGCUGAAACGAGCUCCUAGCGGCACCUCCACAGUGGCAUCGCGCAACGAGCCUGCCACCAGCAGCUCUCCGCCCCAGCUCGGACCCUUGAAUCUGAACACGCCGCUGGAAAAACGCGGCAAGCAGACUUCGAGCAGCCAGGGCAGCAAGAGUCCAGGCAUCUUUUCCGCCAUGACGGGUCAAAACGCUGCGCCUCGCGCUAGCGUCAACAGUAGCGCCGAGCAGCCCAUGUCUGCCAGGACCUCCAACUCGGCGGAAUGGUACUCUAGCCCGGAAGAUUUGGCCGCCUUCAUCGAGAUUGGCGAGCCUCAAGUUGAUGCGUCGGCCAAGACGACAGAGUUUGGAUCGAGCGCUGGCAGCGCUACGCCCACCGCCAGGGAUACCAACACGUUUUCCCAAAGAGUCAGCGCGAUCAGAAAGAGCGCUGGCACAUCUUCCAAGGCGUAAUCAGGUACCGCAUCUCGACCCUCAAAAGAAAAGGCUGCUGCGACGAACGUUUGCCGGUCACCGUGAUUGAGAAGUCCCCCGCUCUCAUGCACAUCAUUCACUAUAUGCCCGUCCUUCUUCAUCUUCUCGUGACUACACCAACUGCAUGUUUGUCUUUCUCCCCUUCACAACCAUUCACCUUCUUUUUCUUCUUCUGCACGCACACUCGAGUAUGUUCCCACCCCCUUCCGUUUCUCUACGCUUUGUGACGAUGAUCAAACUCUCAACAUUGCCACGCGCCGACAAGACAUGCCCUACGCC
Molecule: messenger RNA, 6317 nt
Organism: Ceraceosorus guamensis
Lineage: Eukaryota; Fungi; Basidiomycota; Exobasidiomycetes; Ceraceosorales; Ceraceosoraceae
Exons: 2
Coding region: 312-6017 (1901 amino acids)
Biological process (GO): microtubule cytoskeleton organization; establishment of mitochondrion localization; dynein-driven meiotic oscillatory nuclear movement
Cellular component (GO): mitochondrion; cell cortex
Molecular function (GO): phospholipid binding; tubulin binding
Source: RefSeq, a predicted model, not a curated record